AUGGACGACCAUUAUGUCUUCAGUAAAACCGCACAAUCGUCGCAACAUGAACUCUCUUUGGUCUCGGCUCUCGGGGAAUCAAACCAUGAUACUACAAAGCAUGAACCUACUUCUCCAAUCAUGCCCGAGAGACUAGAUCAUGAUUUCAAACACUCGAUGCAACAUGAGCCUCGUUCUCCCUCCGUGUUCGAGGGACUAAGAACCGAGCUCGCCCGUCACCAGAUCGAUGUCUCAGGUAUACAUGCAACCGAUUUUGCUUGGCUCUCAGAAGAUACCGCCAAUGCCGCCGAUCUUCAGAGACUGAAGCACUGCGCUAUCCUGACGACCAACGAUCAAGUCCUUGGAGUCUUGGACCUGCAGCUCUCGCUACCGAAUACCCCGCCCCUGACUCUGGGUACCCACCACUACUUUCGUGCAUGGACCUUCGAAUUUGCGGAGCUUCUUGCAGUCAUUCAGCAUAUGAAGGACGACGACCACUACUCUCAGGAGACACGAGCAUGGAAGCGUAUCAUUGAGGAUUACACAGGGUCAAUCACCAAUGUCACUAUCCGAUACGUUGGAACCGUCCAGGGGCCUCGUCGUCCUAUAGAUCGGUACCUGGAAGACCUUGGUAUGCGAACCUCUGGUCUGCUUGCCGAGUUUGCGAGAGCAAUCUCCGUUGUAUGCCCCCAUGUCGAAGCACAAGCCAAGAUCUUUCUUAUUCCAGAAGCCUCAUUACCCUUUACGGAGACUAUUCAACGCAAGGAGAACGUCGAAAGAAUGCUUAUUGCACUGUUCGACUACACAACCCUCCUGAACCGCCAACUAGGGGGCUUUCUUGUGUCUUACGUACCUCCUGCAGGAGACAACGAGUAUUUCGCAGCUCUCAAAACCGACGUUGGUGCACGCUUCCGUGCCUCCAGUCAGGGUAUCAUACCUCCCGGUCCUGCAGCCGGAGUCGAGAGACGAUUUUAUGUCUCCAGUCAGAUCACAUCUCCAAGUCUUUUGUCCGGCCUCGAGAAACAUUUCAAGCAACUCCAAGCCUAUGCGAACUCAAAUCCCGAAAUCUGCGGCACAAGUCACCAUUUCAUUUCGGACGAACUAUGCGCAGUUCUGUUGGCACAAGCCAUUCCUACACUGUACAAAGGACAAAAUUUGACGGUUUACGUCGGGAAGGACCUUCCGGUCGAGGAGUUUUUGUCACCAACACAUUUUCUCGGAGUGGAGAGCCAUGCCGGAAACUUUGUGAGACAAACUCUCGAAUCGGUCGCCCGCAUCGAAGCUUCAAAUCAUGGCAGAGAGUUUCAGCAUUCGGAUUUCUCACCAUACGAAGAUUCAUUCUGUAUCGUCGACCUUUGGUGUUGGCUCAAGCAUGAUCAUCUUGCUCCUGCAUCCGAAUUUCUCCGCAGAUACCUCGAACUCGUUCAACCUCUCGUCGUUACCAUCUUUGGUCGUGACCCUGUCGACCUGAUCUUGAGCGACUUCGAUGUAAACUGCGACCGAAGAUUACAGAAUCUCACUCCUGUCGUCGGAGUGCCAUCUAUACAAUACCACGAUCAGCCUGGAGCGAACGAGGCACAUGAUCCCAACGCCGCGUUCGUGGCCAUUCCUGCCUUCCAUCCUGGACGUGACAAGCAUGGAAGCCAAACCCAACCUAUUCGAAGACUGGUAGACAUUUCGAUGAAGCACACGUUCCUAGUCACGCAAAUCGCCAUGGAUAUGUUGGACGAGCCAGAUGUUGAGUCCAGGUUUUCCACCAGAUUUGAUCUCUGCCAAGAGAUAUUGCAUCGCUUGAGCAACCUUUCGCAAGAAGGAAACAAUUUCCUGCUCCUGCUGGAAAAGACUAAAGCAGAUGUGGAAUCAAUCCUGCGCCAUUCAAUGACAAAGUCCGAAACGGAUGACGCUCGGUCGAUGCUGAAUCGCGAUGCGUAUGAGAUUUUGCUCUCUUUCGGCAUAGCGCGUGGAGACGCCGGCUCAAAUGAACGUAUCUCACAGAUUGACUCACUGUGGGAUGAUGAGGUCGCUUUGUUGCACCUCGUCUUCUCGCAUAUACCAGAGCUGAAGCGACUCUGGAUGAAUCAAUUCUUGCAGCUUGCUCCUCGCCAAUCACUUCUCCUCGCAGCUAUCGCUGGAGUCCACCCUGAUGCAUACGCGGACAUGGUCAUGAGUCUGCUCAGACCCGAAUGGCAGGAGCCUGGAUCAUGGCUCCAGAAUCAACCCUACACCAUUCAAUAUGGUCUAUGGGUCCACCGCGGCGAGUCAGAAUCGCUCAAGAAUAGAGUCAUGUAUCCAGAUCAAGUUCUCACCGCUUUCGACUUACAGGCUAGACCCAUCGGAUUCCCACAGCGUGCUGAUGGCAAGAUUUUAACCGUCGACUUCAACUUGCCCAAGUCUGCAAUCCCAAAAGGCUCGACAGAGUCGAGAGCGCUGGUUUACACAUCCCUUGGUAUUGAUUUGGUAGAUGGUAACGGGAGGGUUUUUCGGUCUGAGAGAAGUGGUAGAGCCACACUCGGAGCUACCAUACCCAGACAAGCGAUCAAAUCCCAGAGUGUCAAGCGGGAACUUUGGUUGGAAGUCCUGAAUGCACAUGAUAUCGAUCCGCUGCUCGAAGACAAUGAGGACGAUGAUGCUGCGGAUGAUUGGGGAAGGAAAGGCGUGGCUAUGCUUUCUCCCAGAGCCAAAUCAAUCACCCCGCGUCAGAGUACACCUCCAAAACCCAACGACGCCAACUAUCCACUAUACUUCUUCCUCGAACAGAGCUUUCCUCACGGAGGCCAUUUUGACCUCGCAAGCCUCGAGAAGUACAGCAUGUCAAAAGAGCACACCAAAGCUUUUGUCGACCUCCUCAAAACUCCCAGGUUUCGGGAGCAUCCAUAUUCGAAGGAAUGGCUGGAGAAGCUCGAUCUGCCUCUACCCUCGACGGGACUGCUCACGAGCAAUCUUCCUCUCCUACGUAAUGUCAAGAGGGUGCAGCGUGCAACCCACAAGAGAGAUGAAUAUCUGUUGAUCGGCCCUCCAGGCUCAGCUGUGCCGGAUCCGUUCGACAUGAUGGAAAGGCAAUGCUGUAUCUCACAGGAGGUGAUGAAGACUUAUCUGAAGAACAAGAAGAAUGUCUCGACUGACGUGGAGGAAUCGGUCGCUAACAAGAGGACAAGCAAGUAUCCGAUCAAAGGCUCGCAGAAGCGUAGCAAGCAGAGAAUCUAGCAUUGAUUACACAGAAAGACGUACUCGUGGAGCAUUGUUGACAUGGAUUUGUCACUCUUGCUUUAUCGCUAAGAAAGCGUUCAAUUGAGCUACCUUGGGCAGGGGAACUACUAGGAACAGACAGAUGUACAUGAGUUUCAGCAAUAUCAUAAUUCGAUGUGCGUGUACCACAAAACUGUCCGUUCUGUGAAUCUUGGCUCGAGCAUACCCGUCGUGUUUUAGUCCU
Aureobasidium subglaciale EXF-2481 is the source of this 3409-nucleotide messenger RNA. RefSeq lists its product as uncharacterized. The transcript is spliced from 2 exons. The record is from RefSeq and is a predicted model, not a curated record. NCBI's taxonomy places the organism in Eukaryota, Fungi, Ascomycota, Dothideomycetes, Dothideales, Saccotheciaceae. The coding region runs from base 1 to 3183 and encodes 1060 amino acids.